AUGACAUCUAGUUCUAGGGAGGUGACGCAUCGGCCUUGUGCUGCUCGCAGUCUUGGCGAGAAUCUUGUGGUUUGUGUGUGCAACACCACGUACUGCGAUGACAUCGAGCCGCUCGGUGACCUUCGAAUAGGGCAAGCUGUGCUGUACUACUCAAAUCAGAAUAGUAGCCGACUAAUGAAGUCGAAUCUGCGGCAGACUGCUAACCGAGCAGAGGGCAGCAUUCUUCUCACUUUGGAUUCCCGAACCACUUACCAGAAAAUGCUGGGAUUCGGUGGAGCAUUCACUGAUGCUGCAGGAAUAGUCCUCCAAUCAUUGCCGAAGGCGAUGCAAGACACUAUACUUGAAGGAUAUUAUGGCUCCAGCGGCCGACAGUACAUCUAUUGGGCGAGUGCCAAUGGCGAGCACAGAUUUUUCGACGCACGAAUAUAG
This is a messenger RNA of Ostertagia ostertagi, 429 nucleotides long. Lineage: Eukaryota; Metazoa; Nematoda; Chromadorea; Rhabditida; Trichostrongylidae. The record is from the annotation of a GenBank genome assembly.